Molecule: messenger RNA, 6590 nt
Organism: Echinops telfairi (small Madagascar hedgehog)
Lineage: Eukaryota; Metazoa; Chordata; Mammalia; Afrosoricida; Tenrecidae
Gene: NALCN
Product: sodium leak channel, non-selective
Exons: 41
Coding region: 37-5040 (1667 amino acids)
Biological process (GO): monoatomic ion transport; transmembrane transport
Cellular component (GO): membrane
Molecular function (GO): monoatomic cation channel activity
Source: RefSeq, a predicted model, not a curated record
GUCAUUCUGUACUCGCUGUCCAAAGCUAACUUCAGCAUGCUCAAGAGGAAGCAGAGCUCCAGGGUGGAAGCCCAGCCAGUGACGGACUUCGGCCCUGAUGAAUCCUUGUCAGACAAUGCUGACAUUCUCUGGAUCAACAAGCCAUGGGUGCACACUCUGCUGCGCAUCUGCGCCAUCAUCAGCGUCAUCUCCGUCUGUAUGAACACGCCCAUGACGUUUGAGCACUACCCCCCGCUGCAGUAUGUGACUUUUACUUUGGACACUCUACUCAUGUUUCUCUACACGGCAGAGAUGAUAGCAAAAAUGCACAUCCGGGGCAUCAUCAAGGGGGAUAGUUCCUAUGUGAAAGAUCGCUGGUGUGUUUUUGAUGGAUUUAUGGUCUUUUGCCUUUGGGUUUCCCUGGUGCUACAGGUAUUUGAAAUUGCUGAUAUAGUUGAUCAGAUGUCUCCUUGGGGCAUGUUGCGGAUUCCCCGACCUCUGAUUAUGAUCCGAGCCUUCCGGAUUUAUUUCAGAUUUGAAUUACCAAGAACCAGAAUUACAAAUAUUUUAAAGCGAUCAGGAGAGCAGAUAUGGAGUGUCUCCAUUUUCCUGCUUUUCUUCCUACUUCUUUAUGGAAUUUUGGGUGUUCAAAUGUUUGGGACAUUCACCUAUCACUGUGUCGUAAAUGACACGAAACCAGGAAAUGUAACCUGGAAUAGUCUAGCGAUCCCAGAUACACAUUGCUCCCCAGAACUGGAAGAAGGCUACCAGUGCCCGCCAGGAUUCAAAUGCAUGGAUCUUGAGGAUCUGGGACUUAAGCGGCAAGAGCUGGGUUACAGCGGCUUCAACGAGAUAGGUACCAGCAUCUUCACGGUUUAUGAGGCCGCCUCGCAGGAAGGCUGGGUGUUCCUCAUGUAUCGAGCCAUCGACAGCUUUCCCCGAUGGCGUUCCUACUUCUAUUUCAUCACUUUGAUUUUCUUCCUGGCCUGGCUUGUCAAGAAUGUGUUUAUUGCUGUCAUCAUUGAAACGUUUGCAGAAAUCAGAGUGCAAUUUCAACAAAUGUGGGGAUCGAGAAGCAGCACUACUUCAACAGCCACCACACAGAUGUUUCAUGAAGAUGCUGCUGGUGGAUGGCAGCUGGUAGCUGUGGAUGUCAACAAGCCCCAGGGACGUGCGCCAGCCUGCCUCCAGAAAAUGAUGCGGUCAUCCGUUUUCCACAUGUUUAUCCUGAGCAUGGUGACUGUGGACGUGAUUGUCGCUGCUAGCAACUAUUACAAGGGAGAGAACUUCAGAAGGCAAUAUGAUGAAUUCUAUCUUGCCGAGGUGGCCUUUACAGUCCUCUUUGAUUUGGAAGCUCUUCUGAAGAUUUGGUGUUUGGGGUUUACCGGCUACAUUAGCUCGUCACUUCACAAGUUCGAGCUCCUCCUUGUGAUUGGAACCACCCUUCAUGUUUAUCCGGACCUUUAUCACUCCCAAUUCACCUACUUUCAGGCGUUUAUGUCCAUGUUCCAGAUCCUGACCCAGGAAGGAUGGGUCGACGUGAUGGACCAAACCCUCCAUGCGGUGGGACAUAUGUGGGCUCCUGUUGUUGCCGUCUACUUCAUUCUCUACCAUCUCUUUGCCACUCUGAUUCUCCUGAGCUUGUUCGUGGCUGUUAUUUUGGACAACUUAGAACUUGAUGAGGAUCUAAAGAAGCUUAAACAAUUGAAGCAAAGUGAAGCAAAUGCAGACACCAAGGAAAAGCUCCCUUUGCGCCUGCGAAUCUUUGAAAAAUUCCCCAACAGACCACAAAUGGUGAAGAUCUCCAAGCUGCCUUCAGAUUUUACAGUCCCUAAAAUCAGGGAAAGCUUUAUGAAGCAGUUUAUUGAUCGCCAGCAACAGGACACCUGCUGCCUCUUGCGAAGCCUCCCUUCAGCCUCUUCCUCCUCAUGCGACCACUCCAAGAGGUCUGCCAUCGAUGACAACAGAUACAUUGAUCAAAAACUUCGCAAGUCUGUUUUCAGCAUCAGGGCAAGGAACCUUCUGGAAAAGGAGAUGGCAGUCACUAAAAUCUUGAGGGCUUGUACUCGGCAGCGCAUGCUGAGCGGAUCAUUUGAGGGGCAACCAGCUAAGGAAAGGUCAAUUCUCAGUGUGCAGCAUCAUAUCCGCCAAGAGCGCAGGUCAUUAAGACACGGGUCUAACAGUCAGAGGAUCAGCAGGGGGAAAUCUCUUGAAACUUUGACUCAAGAUCACUCCAAUACGGUGAGGUACCGGAACGCCCAACGGGAAGACAGUGAGAUCAAGAUGAUCCAGGAGAAAAAGGAACAAGCGGAAAUGAAAAGAUUGGGAAUCAACUCUACUGCCAUGGGUUUAGGUUUAGACCAUCACAUCAGAACACACCUUGCUAUCUUGCAGACUCGAUAUAUGCUCAUUCUCUCUUACAGGUCUAAAACCGACCCAGUCACAGGAGCUGUGAAAAAUACAAAGUACCAUCAACUUUAUGAUUUGCUGGGAUUGGUUACUUACCUGGACUGGGUCAUGAUUGUAGUGACCAUCUGCUCCUGCAUUUCCAUGAUGUUUGAAUCGCCUUUCCGAAGAGUCAUGCAUGCACCUACUUUGCAGAUUGCUGAGUUUGUGUUUGUGAUAUUCAUGAGCAUUGAGCUUAAUCUGAAGAUUAUGGCGGAUGGCUUAUUUUUCACUCCAACGGCUGUCAUCAGGGACUUUGGCGGCGUAAUGGACAUCUUUAUCUACCUUGUGAGCUUGAUAUUUCUCUGCUGGAUGCCUCAAAACGUGCCCGCUGAAUCUGGAGCGCAACUCCUGAUGGUGCUGCGGUGCCUGAGACCCCUCCGCAUCUUCAAACUGGUGCCGCAGAUGCGGAAGGUCGUGCGGGAACUCUUCAGUGGCUUCAAGGAGAUUUUUUUGGUCUCCAUCCUCUUGCUGACAUUGAUGCUUGUUUUUGCGAGCUUUGGAGUUCAACUUUUUGCUGGGAAAUUGGCAAAGUGCAAUGACCCCAAUAUUAUUAGAAGGGAAGAUUGUAACGGCAUAUUCAGAAUCAAUGUCAGUGUGUCUAAGAACUUAAAUUUAAAAUUAGGACCCGGAGAGAAAAAACCUGGAUUUUGGGUGCCCCGUGUGUGGGCCAACCCUCGAAACUUUAAUUUUGACAACGUGGGCAAUGCCAUGCUGGCGCUGUUUGAAGUGCUCUCCCUGAAAGGCUGGGUGGAAGUGAGGGAUGUUAUUAUUCAUCGUGUGGGGCCGAUCCACGGGAUCUAUAUUCACGUUUUUGUGUUCCUGGGUUGCAUGAUUGGACUGACCCUUUUCGUUGGGGUAGUUAUUGCUAAUUUCAACGAGAACAAGGGGACGGCGUUGCUGACCGUGGAUCAGAGGCGCUGGGAAGAUCUGAAGAGCAGACUGAAGAUCGCGCAGCCUCUUCAUCUGCCACCUCGCCCGGAUAAUGACGGUUUCCGAGCUAAAAUGUACGACAUCACCCAGCAUCCGUUCUUUAAGAGGACGAUUGCGUUACUGGUUCUGGCCCAGUCGGUGCUGCUCUCGGUCAAGUGGGACGUGGAGGACCCGGUGACUGUUCCUUUGGCCACGAUGUCCGUUGUUUUCACUUUCAUCUUUGUUCUGGAGGUUACGAUGAAGAUCAUCGCCAUGUCACCCGCUGGUUUCUGGCAAAGCAGAAGAAAUCGCUAUGACCUCCUGGUGACGUCACUCGGCAUUGUCUGGGUAGUCCUUCACUUUGCCCUCUUGAAUGCAUACACAUAUAUGAUGGGUGCCUGUGUGAUCGUCUUUAGAUUUUUCUCCAUCUGUGGAAAGCAUGUCACGUUAAAGAUGCUGCUCCUGACGGUGGUCGUCAGCAUGUACAAAAGCUUCUUCAUCAUCGUCGGGAUGUUCCUGUUGCUGCUGUGUUAUGCGUUCGCGGGCGUUGUUUUGUUUGGCACUGUGAAAUACGGAGAAAACAUUAACAGGCAUGCAAACUUCUCCUCAGCUGGGAAAGCUAUUACUGUACUCUUCCGCAUUGUCACGGGAGAAGACUGGAACAAGAUUAUGCAUGACUGUAUGGUUCAGCCUCCUUUCUGCACUCCAGAUGAAUUUACGUACUGGGUAACGGACUGUGGAAACUAUGCCGGGGCACUUAUGUAUUUCUGUUCGUUUUAUGUCAUCAUUGCCUAUAUCAUGCUAAAUCUGCUUGUAGCUAUAAUUGUGGAGAAUUUCUCCUUGUUUUAUUCCACCGAGGAGGAUCAGCUUUUAAGUUACAAUGACCUUCGCCAUUUUCAGAUCAUAUGGAAUAUGGUGGAUGAUAAAAGAGAGGGGGUGAUUCCAGCAUUCCGUGUGAAGUUCCUGCUGAGGCUGCUGCGUGGGAGGCUGGAGGUAGACCUGGACAAAGACAAACUCUUGUUUAAGCACAUGUGCUAUGAAAUGGAAAGACUCCACAAUGGUGGGGAUGUCACCUUCCAUGAUGUCCUAAGCAUGCUCUCCUACCGGUCAGUGGACAUCCGGAAAAGUUUGCAGUUGGAGGAGCUCCUCGCCAGGGAGCAACUGGAAUACACCAUCGAGGAGGAAGUGGCCAAGCAGACCAUCCGCAUGUGGCUGAAAAAGUGCUUAAAGCGGAUCAGAGCUAAACAGCAGCAGUCGUGCAGCAUCAUCCACAGCCUGCGAGAGAGUCAACAACAAGAGCUGAGCAGAUUCCUGAAUCCCCCCAGCAUCGAGACCACCCAGCCAAGUGAGGACGUGAAUGCAAACAGUCAGGACAAUAGCAUGCAGCCAGAGACAAGCAGCCAGCAGCAGCUUCUGAGCCCCACUCUGUCUGACCGAGGGGGAAGUCGGCAAGACUCCGGAGAAGCUGGGAAACCCCAGAGGAAGUUUGGUCAAUGGCGCCUGCCCUCAGCACCCAAACCAAUAAGCCAUUCCGUGUCCUCCGUCAACUUACGGUUUGGAGGGAGGACGACGAUGAAAUCCGUGGUGUGCAAAAUGAACCCUAUGCCAGAUGCGGCCUCCUGUGGUUCGGAAGUGAAGAAGUGGUGGACCCGGCAGUUGACGGUGGAGAGUGAUGAAAGUGGAGAUGACCUGCUGGAGAUUUAGGAAGAAAAACAACUAUGAAAGAAUUUAAAUGGAAUUACCAGUAAUUUCCCAAAUGUUUCCUGAUCAUUUCCUUCAUUGUCCCGCGAGCAAUCUGCAAUAGCUAUAUGAUUUAAUUCCAAAGUGUCACAUCUUUUUUUCCCAUUGAUUUGCUUGUUGUCCUGUCACAGGAAGGGGUAGAAAUUGGCCUAUCAGAACUGUGUGCAUGAUGGGCUAAGGCUGUGUGUUCACGAACAUGUAUGCAAUGGCCGUGUCAAUAAUAUUAGAAACGUUAGCAUCAGCCAAUGCAGAUCAUUUUUUAAAAAUUCAUACAUCCUGUCUCUAUAAACUAAGGUGUAUAUUCAUAUUGUUCCAAUGUAUUAUUUCCAGACCCAUAAAAAGUGCUACGUCCAAAGUGGCUGAUACUUAAUAUACAGAUCCUAGAGCUCUAGUUCAGCUGUUUCCUCUUCUUCAACUAGAAAUUGUUCUCUUGGGAGAACUUAUUACUUAUGAUCAAUCUUCAAAGGUCAGCACUGAGCUCCUGCUAAAAUGCUAUCAAUUUUACAGACUAUAAAUCCUAAAUUUUAAAAAGUAUAUUCAUUUUCCUCUCGCAUUUUCUAAAAUAAUGCAUGUGAUAAGAGGGGGCUACAAACACUUCAUGGAGAAGUGGAAUUAAAAUUAAUGGCCUCAGUAACUCUAAAGAAACUGUCAUUAGCUUCUGCGAGAAUUAUGUAUGCAAGUACUAAGCAAAGCACCUGGCCCAGGGAGCUAUGGGUAAUUGGCUGGAAGUAAACCCUAUACAAUGAUCACUGGAAGACCGUCAUAUGCAAAGGUGAUGAGUUUCUUUCCAAAGGCCUUUUAAUCACUGAUUUCGUAAUUUUUUUUAAAUGGCGGAGCGAUUCAGAAUUAGGCCUUCAAAACAAAAACUCUGCAUGUAUUAUCAAUGACUUUACUUUUUACCCAGGGUAUGUCUGUUUUCCAAGAAAAAUGGAUCAAGCCAUUAUCAACUGAUCCCUCUACACCAUUGUUACCUUAGAUUCUAAAAACUUCCUGGUACCAGAAUUUCCUAUGGAAAUAGCAGGACCCUAGGAAAUCUUGCUCUGAACUCACAGUUCAGAUUGCCCAUAACCUCAUUGCUUCACACAUCAGUGGUCCAUGUCCUCUGGGAAAUGAGAAAUGCAAACUGAUUGCAAAGCAGCACCAGGCCUGAUACUGCUGGGUCACUAAGUGGAAGUGGGUUUAGACCUUCAACUGCCGUAUUCUUGGUUGACGGUUUGAGGUUUAGAUGGAUUUUUAAUUGAGGGAUUAUCUCCGAAUCCUAUGCCCUCGGGCUACAUGAUGAGCCCUUCUCUCCUGUCUCGCCUUCUUCAGAUCGCCAGAUUGGAUGUUCUUUCUGGGAGACAAAUGAAACCUGGUGGGGCAGCCUCUUCUGGGUGUAAUGAACUGGGACUGCAGCAGGGGAAGGAUCAUCGGGGUGACCAAAAGGCUCUUAUUUGCUCUUAUUUUUGUUUGGGUUUUACCUUUUUUGUACAUAAGAGACUAAAAUAAACAUUGGAUUUGUCAAAGAACGUAAA